Staurois parvus is the source of this 1182-nucleotide messenger RNA. NCBI's taxonomy places the organism in Eukaryota, Metazoa, Chordata, Amphibia, Anura, Ranidae. The record is from the annotation of a GenBank genome assembly.
AUGUUGAAAACUUUUGCAAGUACUGUAUUAAGAUGCCAAAAUGGUCUGGGGAUAAGCAAUUUUCGAUGCAGACAUUUUUACGUACCCAUCAUGGGGGUUAGUAGGACAUACACUGCUGCAAAAUCAGAUGCAAAUGGGCAAAACUUUGGAGAAGAAAACCAAAGAACAAUUGAAAGCCUCUAUAAAUUAUCCAUCAAUAUUAAAAAGAUUCGCCGAUUAAAAGGUUGGGUUCUGUGUAAGGAUGUGGCGUACGUAGAAGAGACAGCUGAUAUCCUGAAAGGAAUGGGAGCAAACUUCAUGACAGUGGCCAAUAUUCUAGAGUCUUAUCCCGAAGCCUUUCUACAGGAGCCUGCAGAGAUCAAGGUCCAAAAAUCCAUCUGGAACUUGGUGUGUCCCAAAGACCAGGAAUUGAUCACCAUUAUCGAAAAGUUUCCCGAUUCUUUCUUCGGUUAUAAGAGUUUCAAAAACCAACAAGACAACAUCAGGUACUUGCAAGACCUAGGACUUGGCAAGAAAAUAGUUUGCCGGCUGUUAGCAAGCGCUCCACAGAUCUUUUGUAAUCAGAUUGAAGACAAUAAGAAAAUGAUCAAUGCUCUGGAAGAAAAUUACUGUAGUCUGGGUGGUACAAAGGAAAACUUUAAACCUUGGUUAAUGAAAUUGUUAAGUCAAGAUCCAUUUGUGCUCUCAAAGUCCUCUUUGGCUUUUAAGGAGAAUGUGAAAUUUCUACAGAAUUUAGGUUUUAAAGAUGCAGAAGUAUUAAAACUUCUGUCCAAGCUUAAAGGAUUUAUUUUUGACAUGACUUGCAGUAACAUGGAACUGGGUAUUCUGUUUACCAAAACCACCUUUGACUGUAGCGCUGAAGAACUAAGACAGCUGGUUAUGAAAUGUCCGGCUCUUAUUUAUUAUUCUGUUCCACUUCUUGAAGAUCGACUGAAAUAUUUACUCCAAGAAGGUGCUUCUUUAAGACAAAUUAAGGAGUGCCCCAAUAUUUUAGAACUCAUACCGCAAAUUAUACAGUUCAGAGCAAGAAAAGUCAAACAGCUAGGCUGGCAAAUAAAGGACCACAGCCUGGAGGUGAUUAAUGGGACUAAGAAAGAUUUUGAGGCCAAGUUUUUCAAGUUGCAAGUCAAAAGCGAGAGACCCUUAUUUAAUCCUGUUGCCCCAUUGAAUGUAAAGGAAUGA